Molecule: messenger RNA, 1050 nt
Organism: Iphiclides podalirius (scarce swallowtail)
Lineage: Eukaryota; Metazoa; Arthropoda; Insecta; Lepidoptera; Papilionidae
Source: the annotation of a GenBank genome assembly
AUGGCCGUCCGCGCCGCGGCCCUGCUGGCCACCGCGGCCCUGGCCCUGGCCGCCGCCCCGCCCGACCCGUGCUACGAGGAGGAGCGCCCGCGCCGCUGCAUACCGGACUUCGUGAACGCCGCCUUCGGGGCCCCCGUGGCGGCGUCCUCCACGUGCGGCCGCCGCGGCCCCGAGAGCCUCUGCGACCCCCCCGGCGACCAGCCCCCGGACACGGCCUGCCACGUCUGCGAUGCGGCCAGAUCCGACAGACGCCACCCCCCAUCCCACCUGACCGACCUCAACAACCCCCACGACGUCACCUGCUGGCGCUCCGCCUCGCUGCCACCCGCCUCCUACGACUCGCCGCCCGACAACGUCUCGUUGACCCUCUCGCUCGGCAAGAAGUACGAGCUGACCUACGUGAGCCUCCAGUUCUGCCCGAGGGCCGCGCGGCCCGACUCCGUCGCGAUAUACAAGAGCGCCGACUACGGCGUCACCUGGCAGCCGUUCCAGUUCUACUCGAGCCAGUGCCGCCGCGUGUACGGCAGGCCGAACAAGGCGACCGUGACGGCAGCCAACGAGCAGGAGGCGAGAUGCUCCGACACGCACCGGCUCGCCGGCGAGGGCUCGGGCGCUUCCAGGCUUGCGUUCAGCACGCUUGAAGGUCGUCCGAGCGCGGCGAACUUCGACAUAUCGCCGGUGCUGCAGGACUGGGUGACCGCCACGGACGUGCGGGUGGUGUUCAACCGGCUGCACAUGGUGAACGAGGGCGAGGAAGUGGACGGGAGGAGGCAGGCGGCGGCGGGCACUCAGCACUACGCUGUGUCCGACUUCGCGGUGGGCGGCCGCUGCAAGUGUAAUGGACACGCGUCCCGCUGCGUGCCCGCCAAGCCCGAGGAGGGCUCCGGCCCAGGGGUGCAGCAGCUAGCAUGCGACUGCAAGCACAACACCGCCGGCCGCGACUGCGAGAGGUGCAAGCCGUUCCACUUCGACAGGCCCUGGGGACGUGCGACCGCUCGCGACGCCAACGAGUGCAAAGGUACCGGCUGCUUCCCCAUUAUUCAUUUGAUA